AUGCAAAGCGAUCACCUAAAAUUCGACCUUGUCAUCUACCAUGAAAAGGCUAUGGAAUGCUUUUCUUUCGGACUGACUGAACUCGAACAGAUUAUUUUGCGAAAUAUCAUUGAGAUUAAACAUCUUGAGCUCGAAUACGUUGUUGUCAUACAAAUCUCUAAAUUUCAAUCUAGAGCGCAACUUGAUAGCUUUUUGAAUCUCUAUCAAAAGGGGCUCUUGUUUAUCUUGAUGCUAACCGCCAUGGCGAUUAAUGUGAUCGCAUACGAAAUCAAAAAUAUUGAACCUGGGUUAGGAUGUGUGACAUGGGCAUUUAAACGUCAGUUAUUUAAUUGGGCCUCCUGA
This is a messenger RNA of Mitosporidium daphniae, 342 nucleotides long. RefSeq lists its product as uncharacterized. NCBI's taxonomy places the organism in Eukaryota, Fungi, Microsporidia. The transcript is spliced from 2 exons. The record is from RefSeq and is a predicted model, not a curated record. Bases 1 to 342 code for a protein of 113 amino acids.